Meriones unguiculatus (Mongolian gerbil) is the source of this 3320-nucleotide messenger RNA. It is a transcript of the gene Clmp, whose product is annotated as CXADR like membrane protein. Lineage: Eukaryota; Metazoa; Chordata; Mammalia; Rodentia; Muridae. The record is from RefSeq and is a predicted model, not a curated record. The transcript has 8 exons. Gene Ontology annotation, cellular component: cell surface; cytoplasmic microtubule; membrane. The coding region runs from base 467 to 1585 and encodes 372 amino acids.
GAGAGAUGAAGGAGAGAAAAGACAGAAUUCAGAAGGCCGCAUCCACCGGCUCCUGGCCGAAGUGCUGCGGAUCCUCUCCUGCACCGCAUCAGUUGGCACUGAGCACCCCCCUCGAUCACCCCGGGCCGCGGCCCUCCCUCCCGGGUGGGAGUCGGUUUUCUUUCCAAACAGGGAAAAGUGUUCCACGAAGCGGUAGCGCCCUGCUGCCUCGCCUUCUCCUCCCUGACCCUGGGCCCGGCCCCCCGUCCCGGGGCGAGCUGGUAGAGCCAGGGCUAGAAGCCCUCGGUGCCCCCGGAGCGCAGCGCGCAGGGGACCCGGGCGCGGGGCCGGCGCCCGCACAUGGCUGCAGCCCCCUGCGCGCACCCCGAGGCGCCGCGCCCUGCUCACAGAAGGUCCGUCCGCUGCGCUCGGUUGCCCUGCAGCCAGGCAGCGCUGAGCCGGGAAGUGCCCGUGACCGGGGAUCGGGAUGUCCCUUUUCUUCCUCUGGCUAGUAUCCUAUUAUGUUGGAACAUUGGGAACUCACACUGAGAUCAAGAGAGUGGCGGAGGAAAAGGUCACCUUGCCCUGUCACCAUCAGCUGGGGCUUCCAGAGAAAGACACCCUGGACAUUGAAUGGCUGCUCACCGAUAAUGAAGGGAACCAAAAAGUGGUUAUCACCUACUCCAGUCGCCAUGUCUACAAUAACCUGACUGAGGAACAGAAGGGCCGAGUGGCCUUCGCUUCCAACUUCCUGGCGGGGGAUGCCUCCCUGCAGAUCGAGCCUCUGAAACCCAGUGAUGAGGGCAGAUACACCUGCAAGGUGAAGAAUUCAGGACGCUAUGUCUGGAGCCACGUCAUCCUAAAAGUGCUAGUGAGACCAUCCAAGCCCAGGUGUGAGCUGGAAGGAGAGCUGACGGAGGGGAGCGACCUGACGCUGCAGUGUGAGUCUGCCUCUGGGACGAAGCCCAUUGUGUAUUACUGGCAGCGAAUCCGGGAGAAGGAGGGAGAGGAUGAGCACCUGCCACCCAGAUCGAGAGUUGAUUACAACAACCCUGGCCGCGUGCUGCUGCAGAAUCUCACCAUGGCCUCCUCAGGGCUCUACCAGUGCACAGCAGGCAACGAGGCCGGCAAGGAGAGCUGCGUGGUACGAGUGACCGUGCAGUAUGUGCAGAGCAUUGGCAUGAUUGCAGGAGCAGUGACGGGCAUUGUGGCUGGAGCCCUGCUCAUUUUCCUCUUGAUAUGGCUGCUAAUCCGAAGGAAAAGCAAAGAGAGGUAUGAAGAAGAAGACAGACCUAAUGAAAUUCGAGAAGACGCCGAAGCCCCCAGGGCCCGGUUGGUGAAGCCCAGCUCCUCCUCCUCAGGCUCCAGGAGCUCCCGCUCUGGCUCUUCCUCCACCCGCUCCACAGGGAAUAGUGCCUCAAGAAGCCAGAGGACACUGUCGAGUGAGGCGGCCCCGCAGCCGGCCCUGGCUUCCCAGACAUACAGCCUAAUAGGACCGGAAGUGAGAGGCCCUGAACCAAAGAAAGUCCAUCAUACGACCCUGACCAAAGCAGAAACCACACUCAGCACAAUCCCCAGCCAGAGCAAAGCCUUCCAAACUGUCUGACGUAGAGAGGACUUAACUUGCGCUUUUUCCAGAAGUCAGGAUCUUAGCCUAGCCAUUGGAGCUCGUUCACCAGCCGCACAAGCCCCUCAAGCCAGAUCUCACUUAAGUAGCUGCAGACAUGGCACGGACCAGUUCUGAUGAGCACCUUCCUUAGAGGACAGCAAACGAGCAAAAAGGACGGCGGCUGACCCUCCCUCUCUAAAGGUACCUCGCUGUGCCUUCAGACAGGCCGGAGGGGAGGAGGGCCCCAAAUUCAUUUUGCUGACCGGAACUUGUGAAAACAAGAGAAAGGUGAGGUCGCUGCGUAUGCCUGAAACAUCUUAUCCAGGAUGUUGCACGUCACCGCAGUCGGGAAAAAAAACGGGAAUCUCGUAGAUCAAUCUUCUAUUCAUUUCUGCAAAUUUAUUGGAUGAGCGUGAUUAUUCAGAUAGUCAAAGCAGAAGCCCACGCCUUAUAAUAUACCUAUCUGCAACAUGUACUGGGGGAACUGCGUCUAAGAAACUCACAUUUAAAAAAAAAGAAAGAAAAAACUCACAUAACAAAAAAAAAAAAAAAAAAAAGGAGGAAACACAUUUUUUUCUACCUUGACUUUGUGUGUCAUAAGGUUUGAACAUUAAUUUGGGGAGGAUUUGAAAUAAGGGGAGAAAGAGAAAAGCGAUUUUCUCUUACUUUAUCCUCAACCAAUCUUCCUGUUUCCGUGGAACCCUAAAAUAAUAGCUAAGGAAGGAGUCAGACCGAAAUGGGACAUGAUUCUGUGAAGAGCUUUCCAUUUUGAUGUUCAGAGGAUCACUAGCAGAUAUCAGAAGUAUAUCCUGGGGCAGCUGCGGCUCAAAUCUGACUCCACUAAAGACUUCUCUGCUGGAUGUUUCUAGAAGAAACAAAUACUACAAGCCACUUAGUGAAUGUCCUUAGGGACAGAGUCCACUAGAGAAAGUCUCUCAGGGAUGUCAAAAGAUGCCCUUGCAUACCACUUCCUGCUCCUCUUCCUGAAUAUGUGAAACCAGAAUUUCAAGACUGAUUGGAAUAGCGAGGAAGAUCAGACCUUUCUCUUAAUAGAUCAAAGGACGUUUAAUACUGGCCCAAACUUGGCGAUUCCUCCAUUUCUUUCAUUUUCAGAAGGAUGUGAAUGUGGGACUUUUGAUGAUUCUAGGCCUUAAAUUUUCAGAGAUCAUUUCCUAAGGGCGUUGAAAACCCAUCCCCCUAUCACUCCCCACUGAGAGGCUGAACCGGAUCCUCAAUGUCUUUCUCAGCCUUAGCCUCCAAAAAGUGUCGCUGUGGGCUGGAAGGAACGCAAACUACCGUUAGGGAGCAGGUGAUGAAAAAACAAAAAAACAAGUGGGUGGUGGGAGAGAGCUCAGCUAAUGUCUGUUAACAUUUUCGUUGUUGGCAUUUGGGAAAGAAUUAGCAGGAAAAAAAAAUUCACCAGCAAAACUAUCAAAACAACUCACACACGGGAGAAGAAAGGUACCCAAGAAAUUUAAAAAGAAAAGAAAAACAACAACAACAAAACAGCCAUUCCAGGAUAAAUAACUUGUCUUUGAAACAGUUUUGAAGAUUAGGCAAAGCUGCCAAACCUGACUUAGCCGGUCAAGGAACAAUGCAAAGUCAUCUGGUCACAGUGGGUGGAGCGGAGCAUUUCCCAUUGUUGACCAGGGCUGAGGACAUGGCAGUGGCUGCCAUGAGAAGCAGUCUCUGAAGUAGGACUCAGAAGCUGUCAGAAAAAAAAAAGGUUGAU